Microbotryum saponariae is the source of this 465-nucleotide messenger RNA. The record is from the annotation of a GenBank genome assembly. NCBI's taxonomy places the organism in Eukaryota, Fungi, Basidiomycota, Microbotryomycetes, Microbotryales, Microbotryaceae.
AUGGAACGACGUACGUGCGUUACCGACCAGACGGGCGGUGGUGGGCUGAGUCGAUGAUCAGCGUGCCUGCUUGCGCGCGCGUUUGAUCGCUCAUCGUACACGCGCUUGGCCCGUGUCUGCCCGUGUGGCCCGUCGCCCCACAAGACCACAGAGUCAGACGCUGAGGCUGCCCUCGCCCGUCAUGAAAACCCCCGCAGACCCCCGCCAGACAACAGGGCACGCGCUGGCAUGGGACUGGCAUGGGUAGCAGCCGGCCGGCCGUUCCUCUGUGAUCUACCCACAGGCCCCGUCAUUCGCCCUCUUUGUCGCACCCAUUCCGGGCCGCCCCCUUCUCUGCAACAGCCUAUCGUCUUCUACCCUCUCGAACGGCAGGUCCCGACCCUUUCCCAAGCACUCGUUCUCGACCUACCGCCCUGGGAAGCGCGCGCCGACACGCGCACCGAAUCGAGCGGCCUUCGACGUUGA